GAAAGAGAGAAACAGGUUUGUCUUUGUCUUCCCUGUCAAGAUCUAGGGUUUUCCAAUCUGUUCAAAGAUCUGUAUAGUUUUGCUUCGAGUCCUCCUCGGUGCUUCCUUUCAGUUAGUUUUCUCUCUGUAUUUCUCUUAGAAGAAGAUCAAAACUCGAAGUUCAUGUUAACAACCAAGAAAUCUUCUUUAAUUUCAUAUGAUCAUAUCGACCUGCGUAUAUAUAUACUUUAUCUCUUCUUUAAUUUCAUGCUAUGAUUCUGGAUAUUAAUCGAAGCUGAGCUUGGCCAUCAUGAUGGAGAGAAACAGCAGCACCGAAUGUUCAAAGACAACAACAACCCCAUCGAAACAAAACCAGCUUCCGGUCGGGGCUGAGAGCGAAAGCGAAGAGAACGACGGCGAAAGUAAGCCUGGAAAUGGAGGAAGCUCGAGCAACAGCACGGUGGAAGAGAACGAUAAGAAGCCAUCCGUAAGACCUUAUGUUAGAUCCAAGACGCCGAGGCUCCGAUGGACACCCGACCUUCAUCUUCGCUUCGUUCACGCCGUCGAGAGACUCGGCGGACAAGACAGAGCUACCCCGAAGUUAGUUCUUCAAUUGAUGAACAUAAAAGGACUUAGCAUCGCUCAUGUCAAGAGCCACCUCCAGAUGCACAGAAGCAAGAAGGUUAAUGAUUCAGGACAAGCCAUGAAUGAUCAUAGGCAUCUUGUGGAAAGUGGGGAUGGAAAUAUUUAUAACCUCAACCAACUUCCCAUGCUGCAAGGCUAUAAUCAUCAUCAUCACCAAGGAGACAGUUCUAAUUCUUUCAGAUACGGAGAUGCUUCUUGGAAUGGCCGACAGUUCUCGAUUCGUAAUCCUUAUACAAGCAGGAGUUUCAUCGAUGAACAACGACCGGGAUUGCAUGGAACAGUGACGGACAGGAUCUUCGGUAGUAAUAAUUGGAUCAAUUAUGGUUUCAGGAUGGACACUUCCCCUUUCAAUGCAUUAACUAAACUCAAAGGCCAUGAAUCGAAGAAUGAGUUCUCAUCAUCUCGUAUCCAUGAAUCGUUCUCGACUCAGCCAAGAUUAGGCCUCAUGAGUACUUUUACUCAAGCUAAAGUAGAAGACGAAACAAAUUUCAACCGUGAACAAGAGCGUAGGGCAAUGAAAAGACCGAUAUCGGAUAGCAACUUGGACUUGGAUCUAUCUUUACGCCUCACGCCGCUGAACGGAGAAAGGAGACCAAGCUCGGAGGAAGAAGACGCUGGGCGUGAGUUAUCAUUGUCAUUAUGGUCACCGUCGUCAUCUUCGUCGAAGCUUAAGAGAUUGAAAGGAGAAGAUCAUAGUAGGGAUAGUGGAAGAAGGGUAAGUACUCUAGAUCUGACUAUAUGAAUGGGACAAUUCUAAGUGAGAUCUUGAAGUACUUAUCCGAGAAAGACCUUUUUAUUUUUCUUAUUGUCUAAUUAUAACAAUAUUACACGAAUCGAUAAUAACCUUUUUGUUUUUAUGUGUUGUGAUUCUCUGUCGUUUCCUUCACAUUAUCAGAGCCCCAUUCAAAGUUGAAUUUA
Molecule: messenger RNA, 1542 nt
Organism: Hibiscus syriacus
Lineage: Eukaryota; Viridiplantae; Streptophyta; Magnoliopsida; Malvales; Malvaceae
Product: two-component response regulator ARR18-like
Exons: 5
Coding region: 290-1366 (358 amino acids)
Molecular function (GO): DNA-binding transcription factor activity; DNA binding
Source: RefSeq, a predicted model, not a curated record